ACGGCAGGCAGGCGAGAGCGUUCGAAGGGAAGCACGGCCGGCCGGGGAGCCUGGAGCGAGGGGAACAGUACCCGAUGCCUCCCAGGUGCUCAGGAAACGACCCCUCUCUCUCGGGGCACGAAAGAGCACAAGCUCAGAAAGCUCCCUACCAGUGCGGUGAGUGCGGGAAGGGCCUCAGCCGCAAGGACAACCUGACCCGGCACCAGCAGAUGCACGCGGGGAAGAAGAAGCCCCACCAGUGCUCUUCCUGCCCCAAGACCUUCCGGGAUAAGUCUCACCUGAUCCGCCACGAGAGGAUCCACACGGGGGAGAAGCCCUUCAGCUGCGCCGCCUGCGGCAAGAGUUUCAGCUGCAACUCGUACCUGGUUGUCCACGAGAGGAUCCACACGGGUGAGAAGCCAUAUGCCUGCUCCGCCUGCGGCAAGAGCUUCAGCUGCAACUCGUACCUGCUCCGCCACCGGCGCAUGCACACGGGCGACCGGCCCUACAAGUGCGCCGCAUGCGGGAAGCACUUCGCCUGCAGCUCCAACCUCAUCCUUCACAGGCGGACCCACACGGGCGAGAGGCCCUACGAGUGCGCCUCCUGCCCCAAGACCUUCCGCCAGAGGUCUCACCUGAUCUUCCAUGAGAGGAUCCACACCAAGGAGAAGCCCUUCCAGUGCCUCGCCUGCGGGAAGAGCUUCGGGCGCAAUGCCCAGCUGACACAGCACAAGAGGAGCCACAUGGGGGAGAAGCUCCACAAAUGCUCCGUCUGCGCCAAGCGCUUCAGCUGCGCCUCCUACCUCAUCCAGCACGCGAGGAUCCACCAGCGGGACAAGCCCCACAAGUGCCCCGACUGCGGGAAGAGCUUCCGCCGGAGCGCCGAGCUCUCCUCGCACCGCAGGAUCCACACGGGGGAGAAGCCGUACCGGUGCUUCGAGUGUGGGAAGACCUUUGGCUGGAGCGCGGGCCUCACGUCGCACCGGCGGACCCACACGGGUGAGAAGCCCCACAAAUGUGCGGCCUGCGGGAAAUGCUUCAGCUGCAAGAGACUCCUCCUCAUGCAUGGCAGGGUCCACGUCGGGGAGAAGCCCCACGAGUGCUCUUGACUGCGGGGAGAGCUUUGUUUUGAACUUGCAUCUUGCGAGCCGCGAGAAAAACCCACACAGAGGAAGCCGUGUGAACUGAUGCUGGCCUGCUUGUCGUUGCGGGGGUCUUCGGCUGGUUGCUGUCGCUCAAAGGAGAAACCUUGCCUCGGUUACUCGUAGGAGUUUGCUGGUUAAUUGGAAUGCUCCCUGGAAUGAACAGAGGCAAAGCACCUCAAGAACCUAAUGUGCAAGAAAAUAAGAGAGCACCGCCCCCCAUAGGACUUUAAAUCAAACUAUCCAGAGACACCACCUCUCUCAGAAAGGUGUACUGUUGUACUUUGGAAGCUGAACGCCUUGGUACACGAAAGUUUUGGCUCCCAAACGCUGCAAACCCAGAAGUGAGUGUUCCGGUUUGCUAAUGUUCUUUGGAAGCCAAACGUCUGACGGGGCUUCUGUGGCUUCUGAUUGGCUUCAGGAGCUUCCUGAAGCCAAUCAGAAGCUGCACUUUGGUUUCCGAAAGUUUCGGAAGUCGAACGGACUUCCGGAACGGAUUCCGUUCGACUUCCAAGGUAUGACUGUAUUCCAAGUUUCCCCCCUACAGCAGGGCUGACCACAUGUGGCUCUCUCUCUCUGAUUUCAUUCGGUUUUUAACCUCAGUUCAUGCAGGUGGGGGGAUGAAAGAAAAGAGGGUGAUGGAGAGAGAGAAGGGGGUGGCACAGAGAGAAAAUGGGGUGGCUGAGAGAAAAGGGGGUAGCUGAGGGAGAGAGAAAGGGCGUAAAGGAGACGAUUGAGAGAGAGGCACCUACGGAGACAGGUGUCCCACCCAUUUUUUGCUCUGGUCCCGCCCACUUUGGGCUUUGGCCCCACCCACUGCUGACUCCGCCCCCACCUUCUGCUGGGAUGUGGCUCCCAAGGGAACGCAGGCCCUGACAGAAAGGAAGAAAAGAUUUGUUAGCCCGUCCCACGAGAAAGUUAUUGUACGCUUCUAGGGAGAAGGUGUUGCUCAUUUUGGUACGGCAAGCCACCUCCAAUCAAAGGGAUCAGGGAGCUGGAGACUUCUGGUGAAGGUUCGAUCCCAAGCUGAGCUUGGAAGUGAGCCCAGUGGGACCUCAUGAGACUUGUACUUUCAGAGUUGGCAGGUGUGGGGUUGUGCUGUGAAAAUCUCUCUAUUUGCACCAAUGGGGAGAACCCCUACGAUAAUUCUAA
Messenger RNA from Zootoca vivipara (common lizard), 2273 nucleotides. Lineage: Eukaryota; Metazoa; Chordata; Lepidosauria; Squamata; Lacertidae. The record is from RefSeq and is a predicted model, not a curated record.